AGUAUAAAGGUCACUGUUGUGUGUUGUCGCUCAAAAUGGCGUCCACCAUUACUGUUUUUAGCAAACUUCGCUUAUUAUCAAAUGUUCCACGUACGCUCAAUUUUACUAGAUCUAGUUACAGACUUCUCAGCAGUGCCUCUCAUAGUGCGCCACAAGGCCCUGAGGAUGAACUGCAUUUAAAUUAUCUAGAAGGAGAACAAAAGGGAAUAGCUGUGGUGUCAAUGAGAAGGUUCCGUUAUAAAAAUGCCAUGGGCAAAAACAUUAUACAGAAGUUUAUAGAUGCGAUGCAAGAGCUAAAAUUUCAAGACAAGGUCAGAGUUGCCAUCAUUCGUAGUGAAGUACGUGGAGUUUUUUGUGCUGGAGCUGACCUUAAAGAACGACUUCAGAUGACCAAUCAGGAGGUCAACUUGUUUGUUUCCAAGUUGCGCUAUACAAUAUCUGAGCUGCAAAAUCUACCGAUGCCAACCAUUGCUGCCCUUGAUGGUGCAGCUCUUGGUGGAGGCUUAGAAAUGGCCUUAGGAUGUGAUCUGCGAGUAGCUGCCUCAAAUGCCAAAUUAGGCUUGAUAGAAACAAGUCUGGCUAUAAUACCUGGUGCUGGUGGAACUCAGAGGCUACCACGUAUUAUUGGCCCAGCUUUGGCCAAAGAACUGAUUUUUACAAGCCGGGUCUUGGAUGGAAAUCAGGCCAAACAGUAUGGUGUAGUUAACCAUAGUGUAGAACAGAAUAGCAGUGGUGAUGCAGCUUACCUUCGGGCUAUAGAACUAGCUGAGGAAAUUCUUCCACAGGGUCCAAUUGCUUUAAGAAUGGCUAAAGCUGCUAUAAACAGGGGAAUUGAGGUUGAAAUUGAGGCAGGAAUGAAAUAUGAAGAAGCUUACUAUGCUCAAGUUGUGCCAACAAAGGACAGAAUAGAAGGGUUGGUUGCCUUUAAAGAAAAACGACCUCCUAAAUAUGAAGGACAUUAGUUGCGUGACCUCUCCUCUUCUCCUACAAAUAUAUAAUCUACUUAAUUAAAUUAAAUUGAAAGAACUUGAAUAUUUUGGCUGGGAUUUGUAAACCUUUGUACUGUAUUGCUUGCUUUUCAUUGAAUUUACAAUGCAUUAUUUCAUAUUCAUUAACCAUAAUGUAUCAAGUACAUUUGAGCUGAAAUCCAUUCUAAUUGUUAUCCUUUAAAAUACUCAGUUAUAAAAAAAUAUAACUCCUAACAGCUGAAUAAUAAAAAUAUACUUUAUUUUACCCCUUUAUUUAUUAAAAAAAUUUUUUUUAUUUGGUAUGUUUCGCAUGUUCUAAUUUUUCCUCAAAUAAUUAUGCAGAGUUUUUACAAAAUUACUUGAACAUUAAAACAUCACUUAUAAAGUUUAUCUGUUUAUCACAAUACUGUUUUUGUCUUUGUUUUUAUGUUCAUAAAACUAAAUAUCUAGACAGAUUUUUGUGAUAAAUUUUGAUAUGAUAUUGUUGACCUCCCAUUUAUUUAGCUGAACAGAUGUGAUACGUUGUAAGAUGUUUGCUUGAACUGUUGCUUUUUUUUUAUGAAUGUUUUUUUUUAUUGGAGACUACACAUGUUAUUUAAAUUUGUUGAAUAAACUUGCAUUUAUUUAUUUA
This is a messenger RNA of Biomphalaria glabrata, 1599 nucleotides long. RefSeq names its product methylglutaconyl-CoA hydratase, mitochondrial-like. Gene Ontology annotation, biological process: fatty acid beta-oxidation. Gene Ontology annotation, molecular function: enoyl-CoA hydratase activity. NCBI's taxonomy places the organism in Eukaryota, Metazoa, Mollusca, Gastropoda, Planorbidae. The transcript is spliced from 8 exons. The record is from RefSeq and is a predicted model, not a curated record. Gene Ontology annotation, cellular component: mitochondrion. Bases 36 to 962 code for a protein of 308 amino acids.